This is a messenger RNA of Cucurbitaria berberidis CBS 394.84, 511 nucleotides long. RefSeq lists its product as uncharacterized. Bases 115 to 345 code for a protein of 76 amino acids. The transcript has a single exon. NCBI's taxonomy places the organism in Eukaryota, Fungi, Ascomycota, Dothideomycetes, Pleosporales, Cucurbitariaceae. The record is from RefSeq and is a predicted model, not a curated record.
CCACCCGCUUGCUCAACACACUGCACGCCAGGGCUCGACGCUCGAAAUGCAGCAGCCUGGAAGCACCACACACAUAGCACAAACUCGCAGUGCCUCGAACCAGUCGACCCAGCCAUGCGCAACGGGGAGCGCAGACGGGACCCGCGCGUCGUGUGGCGCGACGUCGUCCAAUUCCCUGCCACCUCUCCUCCACACCAGAGCAAGCAAGCAAGCAAGCAAGCGCUCCUCGUCAGUCAGUCAGCCCGCAGAGGCAAACCACUCCCUCUCACGACGCAGCCCCCUGAUCUCAGCGUCUUGUCACCGGCCGUCGAAAACGACCGCGCCUCGCCCCAAGCAAAAGGCUGAAAAACUCCACGUUAGGCCGCUCCUUGCCUAGCGCUGCCUAGCCUGCUCAAACACGCUGCAAAGCCUGCCCAAGCUUACGACGUCUCGUAAAGCCGCGACGCUCGGGCGGCGUUCGAUAGUCUUUCGCUGGCUCCGACGCCCAUGACGAAAGCAGCCUGUCUAGACG